Spizellomyces punctatus DAOM BR117 is the source of this 3089-nucleotide messenger RNA. RefSeq lists its product as uncharacterized. The transcript has 10 exons. The record is from RefSeq and is a predicted model, not a curated record. NCBI's taxonomy places the organism in Eukaryota, Fungi, Chytridiomycota, Chytridiomycetes, Spizellomycetales, Spizellomycetaceae. The coding region runs from base 81 to 2993 and encodes 970 amino acids.
GCCUUCCUCAUACAAGUGGACGCUGUACCCCAACCCAUGUAGAAGGACAGAGUGGCCUGCUUCAACACCUGAAGCUCCGCAUGGCGGCCUUGCAGCUUGGCUCUAAUGCAGGAAAUGGACAAUAUAGAGAACCUCAAGUGGAGUCUCGUCAUAAUGAAGACUCUGAUGACCCUAGAACGCCAUUGCUUCCCCAAUAUCGAGAUCACAGCGGCCGGUUUAAAGAAGGGUUAAGCAAUCUUGCACGAUCUUAUGGACUUGUCGGGAGCGCCGUGCGUGCCGGGAGUCAACUCUUUACAAAGUCAACCAUCAAGGCGAGUAUCACCUAUAGUGUGGCCACGUUAGCCACAUUUUCUCAAUAUUCGAAUGAGCACCUCCAAGGAGCGAGCUACCUGUUCGCCACGGCUGUGUUAUACUUCCAUCCGGCUCGAUCGGUUGGAGCAAUGGUUGAGGCCCUGCUAUGUUGCAUUGUCGGUCUCACUGCUGGGUUUCUGAUUGCAUGGGGUUGUUUACAUCUCGCCUUAUAUUAUGAAGAGGAGGAAAAGAAUGCCAUGGAAGCUCACAUAUUUGCGUUAACAACCUUAUCAUUGGUAACCUUUAUCCUCGCAUUCAUACGCGCCAAAUUCGGAGUCAGCCGACCUGCCAUAGGAACAGGUUGCACUAUAACGCACUUGCUCACGUUUAUUGUGAUCACCCAAAUGGCUUCAGAGAAGUCGCUGCUUCUUCUAUCGGAAAAGAUUAUGCGAGUUUCAUUUGCGUUGUUGGCUGGGACAUGUGUUAGCUUUCUUGGAUGCUGUCUGCUGUGGCCAAAAACAGCGGCUUCCGUCCUGCGGCGCGACAUUUCCAGCAGCCUGAGCAAUUUAAGUUGUUUCUUCGACGUUUUGUCAAACACCUUUUCUUUAACAUCGCCCCAAAUGACGGCACUGCAAUUCCCAUCUGAUUUGUCAAAGCAAGCAUCCAGUGUAGACUUGGAGACUAUCGAAUCCCAACAUGAGAGAUUGGAAAUGCUCGUGGAAGAGCAUCAGGCAAUGCUCCUUCGGAUGGACACACUCCGAUAUGAGGUCUCAUUUGAACCAACGACCAGCAUGUAUCUCCAUCGGGCCAAGUACCAGGCCAUUUUUGAGUCUGCUGAGAGACUCAGUCAGCACCUGGGCGGUCUGCAGUCCAGCAUUGUACGGGUUGACACGAUCAUCACCCAAGAUGCUGACAAUAUGGCCCUUCUGGAGUUCAUGGAAACGAUGGGUGAUUCCUUACGCCAGGUUAUUGUCGUGUGUAAGCAGAGCCUGUCCUUGAUUGGCACACUGUUUGCGGCGCCAGCACAGAAUGGCCAAGACGCUGACAUCAUCCUGCCGGCUUUACGGGACCUUGCUGCUAGAUUGGCAUCCGCAUUGGACACUUUUGAUGCGACGCAACGUCGAGUUCUCCUUGAAAUCUAUAAACAUGUCCAUGAGGACGUUUUCCUGGUGUUCUUUUUUGUGUUUGAGCUACUGGAGAUAGGGAAGGAACUAAUCCGAUUGGUAAAUGCGGUGGGCGAACUCAAACGGGAGGUUCUGGAACGACGACGAUUAGGAAAAGUUGCGUGGUUCUGGCGAGCCAUUCAUCGCUCGGACGCUCAUGAUCAUGUCCCGGUUUCACAGCAUGCAAGGGCACGUUUCGGCCGCACAAUGACCGGUUUGCAGUCAGCCCCGCAACCGCGUGAUCAUGGACUUCCACGAUCCGUAUCUUUACCCGCGACAGCCAGACUUCAACUUGACAGCCCUCGUACAGUUAACUGCUCUGUGCGUAUAUGGACGUUUUUCUCCUCGCUCAAAAAGUUUGAAGUCCGGUUUGCGAUCAAAACGGCCGUUACGGUGGCGUUGUUAGCAUUACCCGCUUUUCUGGAUUCCACUCAAGAGCUUUUUUAUGAGUACCGCAUGCAUUGGGCGUUGAGUACGUUUGUUGUUGUGAUGACUCCAUCAGUGGGAGGCACUAAUGCAGCGGGCUUAUGGCGGAUUUUGGGGACAAUUGGAGGAGCCCUAACAGCUUUGGUAGCGGGUAUCCUUUGUGCUGAUAAUCGCGUCGCGCUCUUCUUUGUAUGUGCCGUGGUUGCCUUGCCUUGCAUGUUUGUCUUCUUGCACACAAAGUAUCCCAAAAUUGGUCAGAUCUACCUUCUUACCUUCUCCAUCAUUAUUCUCAACGACUAUGCGGGAAAAGUGGAUCCGGUUACUGGAAAGGAUUACUCUAUCUACGAGAUUGCAUUUCGCCGCGGAUUCGCUGUUGUCGUUGGCUGUGUCGUCGGGUUAUUUGUCUCUUGGUAUAUCUGGCCAUUUACUGCUCGAAAAGCGCUACGAGUUGGUCUCUCGAAUACACUAUUUGAUAUGGGCCUCCUAUACAGCAAGCUUGUCGGCUUCUUCGAUACAGUAGAUGAACCAACAUCUCACGAUCUACUCGAGUUUCUUGAAGAUGAACUUGCGCUGCGGAUGUCGUUGGCAGAGUUGCGGGUUCUUCUCGGCCAAACGGUACACGAACCGAGACUAAGAGGCCAGUUCCCAAGAAGCGUUUAUGCGAAAAUGAUCGACGCCAGCGCGCAGAUCUUGGAUAAGUUUGUCUCCAUGCGAAUCGGAGUGACCAAGCGGAGAUUUGCCCACAUUCGGUCCGAUUUUAUUGCGCCCGUAGAGCCCAAACGACGCAAAAUGAUUGGAAGUAUGUUGCUGUACUUUUAUAUUCUUUCAGGGGCCUUGAUUCUGCGGUACCCGCUACCUCCGCAACUUCCGAACGCACGAGACUCACGCGAUCGCCUAAUCGAAGCCAUUCGCGCCCUGCCCGUGAUUCAGCCCAGGCAUGUGGGUAGCCAGGAAGACCCCAUUUACAUUUAUUACUAUAUGUAUGUUUUGGGAAUGGAUGAUGUGAUUGCAGAACUCGAAGUACUGGGACAGUGUUGUACAGAGUUGUUUGGUGUCAUGGCGUUAGGUGAUAUGGGCGACGAAUGGAGAAAUAAGUGGGGUGACAGAGAUUAGGUAUACAUAUGGUUGAACUUUCUUCAGCGACGGCCAUGUAUGUAGCUGAAAGUGUAGAUACUUUACAAGUUAAUAAGAAACACAAGUUAGAGGACA